AGAUCGAGGCCAUUCUCUCUCUCUCCGGUUAAGUUGUCGGAGGCUAUAUUAGGUGAUCAUCGAUCGAAGGUGGCUGAAAGGAAGAUUCAUCAACACAACACAACACAACACAACAUACCGAAAGAGAGAGCGAGAGAGAUGACCACCCAUAUUCCCUUGCUCUUCCUCGUCUGCUCCAGCUUCUUACUUCCUCUCAUCAAUGGUGGAGCCUUGCCACUUUGCACGGACUCGAGGGUGCCAGUGGUGCUGAAUGCCACACUCAAGUUCUGCCAGUAUGAGGGCGUCGGCUGCUGCGACGCCGCGGCCGACGCCGCGCUGCAGGAGCAGUUCGAGGCUAUGGCUGUGAAGCCGGGCGGCGCAUGCGCCCGUCAAGUCAAGUCCAUCCUCUGUUCGAAAUGCAAUCCUUUCUCGGCUGAUCUGUUUGGCACUGGGUCUACCGCGCGUAGAGUUCCUCUCUUGUGUAGCUCUUCCUCGGCGCCAAAUUAUUCUCAACUAGAGGACCCCAAAGGGGGCUAUUGUGAGCAAGUUUGGGAAGAUUGCAAAAGCGCAUCAAUAUCCAACUCCCCUUUUCAGCCAAGAAAUGCUGCACUUACUGGUUCAGCUUCCAUGCUUACUGAUUUUUGGCAAUCAGAAAAUGACUUUUGUGCGUCGUUUUCCGGUACACCAAACAACCAGACAGUAUGCUUCAAUGGGCUUGGGGUCUCAUUAAACACUAGGAGUUCACCAUCUCCUACUGGGAUUUGUCUUGAGAAGAUUGAUAAUGGAUCCUACAUUAACAUGGUUUCUCACCCUGAUGGGUCCAGCAAAGCCUUCUUCUCCAGUCAACAUGGGAAGAUAUGGUUGACUACAAUUCCUGAAAAAGGAAUGCAAGACGGUCUGCAAAUUGAUGAGACAAGCCCAUUUCUUGAUCUCACGACCGAAGGUCACCUCAAUUCAGACCUUGGACUUGUGGGUGUAGCGUUUCAUCCGGAUUUUGCAAACAAUGGGCGUUUCUUUGUUUCAUACGUUUGUGAUGGAGCUCAGUCACCCAAGUGUGCUGGUAGGUGUUCGUGUGAUCAUGAAGUGGAGUGUGAUCUCUCAAAGCUCGGAUCUGAUAAUAAUGGUGCACACCCUUGCCAAUACCAUCUAGUUAUCUCAGAGUAUGCUGCUAAAGGUUUACCAUCAAGCUUUUCUGAGGCAACAUAUGCCGAUCCAUCAGAAGUCAGAAGGAUAUUUUCAAUGGGGCUGCCAUACGUUUCUAACCAUGCUGGUCAGCUCCUUUUUGGACCUACCGAUGGAUACCUAUACUUUUUCACGGGAAAUGGUGGGAUAAAAGGCGACCCUUUUAACUUAUCCCAGAAUAAAAAGUCACUCUUGGGAAAAAUCAUGAGGCUCAACAUUGAUGAACUUCCAGAGCUGAAUGAAGUUGCUAAUCUAAGCUUGUGGGGUAAUUAUACAAUACCAAAGGACAAUCCCAAUGCUGAUGAUAGCAACUUACGACCAGAGAUUUGGGCAUUGGGUCUUGAAAACCCAUGGAGAUGCAACUUCGACUCUGGGAGGCCUUUCCACUUGUACUGUGCAGAUGAUAUCCAGGACCAGUACAAAGUGGUAGAUUUGAUAUCCAAGGGGGGCAACUAUGGGUGGCGUGGAGUGUAUGAGGACCAGCAUGUUGGCUAUCCGCCAUGGGCUCCUCAAAUAACCAAACCUACAGAAGGCAUCAUUUUUCCCAUAAUGGGCUAUACGGUUUCUUCUAUCCCUGAGAAGAUGGAAUCUGCAUCAAUAGUUGGUGGGUAUGUGUACCGCGGGUCUGCUGAUCCUUACUUGUAUGGAAGGUAUUUAUUUGCUGACAAGUACACAUCUACCAUGUGGACCGGCAGUGAUGGUGGUGGUACCUCUACGUCCACUCCAUUGAGGUGUUCCGAAAAGACGCCAAUUCCCUGCAAGGACUCCAGCAACGGUCCUCUUGGCCCUAUAUUUUCGUUUGGCGAGGAUAAAAAUCUAGACGUCUUCAUCUUGACCAGCGAAGGCAUCUACCGUAUUGUCCAGCCUUCCCUGUGCGGCUAUGCUCAUCCAAAUUCUGCAACGACGGACGGAGUGACACCUUCUAGUGGCAGCGAUGGGAUGCCAGCAUCGGUGAAAGUGGUGCUGAGUGUGUUAUCGGCUUUGAUCGGUUUGUCUGGCUUGGCAGUUUGGAGGUGUUACUGCAAAAACACAGCCUUGUGCUGCAAUAGGAAUGCACAGGUGACCAAUAGCACCAUCCACAUAGAUAGUGGUUCAACCGUGAAUAUCCAGAUGACCGAUAAUAAGAUUAUCCGUCGCUCAGCCAAAUCAGGUCAACUGCAGAAGGUUAAGCCUGAAGAGCAUCGUGGUCGAUAGAUAGAUACUCUGUUUACGGUCUCCAUUCUAUUUUAUUUAUGCGUGAGAAACAUUUGAAGA
Molecule: messenger RNA, 2415 nt
Organism: Lolium perenne
Lineage: Eukaryota; Viridiplantae; Streptophyta; Magnoliopsida; Poales; Poaceae
Product: HIPL1 protein-like
Source: RefSeq, a predicted model, not a curated record